This is a messenger RNA of Octodon degus (degu), 2874 nucleotides long. RefSeq names its product NLR family pyrin domain containing 8 (gene Nlrp8). Gene Ontology annotation, molecular function: protein binding. Gene Ontology annotation, biological process: regulation of inflammatory response. Gene Ontology annotation, cellular component: cytoplasm. The transcript has 9 exons. Lineage: Eukaryota; Metazoa; Chordata; Mammalia; Rodentia; Octodontidae. The record is from RefSeq and is a predicted model, not a curated record. Bases 1 to 2874 code for a protein of 957 amino acids.
AUGUCCCAGACAACGGUCAGGCCCUCCGCCUCCCCCUGGGAAAAUGGCCUCAUGCUGUACAUGGCUAGCCUGAGCCAGGAGGAGCUGCAAGGGUUCAAGUGGCUGCUGGUGGAGGAGCAGCUGGGGCCCAGCCCCCGCGCCGUCACCUGGGACCUGCUGGCCAAGGCCAGCUGGGCGGAAGUGGUCCACUUCCUGGUGGAGCGGUGCCCAGGCCGGCGAGCUUGGGAUGUGGCUCACAGCAUCUUCACCAGGAUGAACAAGGAGAAAAUGUGUGUCCAGGUGCAAGAAGAGCUCACAGGACCUGAGGGUGGGAAUCCGAGAGAGACGCCAGAGACCGUGGAGUGGAAUGAAUCUGAUCAAAUAAGGGCCUACAAACAGCGAGUGGCUGAGAAGUACUACCAGGUAUGGGACCGCAGGGUGUGGCCCGGAAGCCAGGAGGACUUCCUAUACAGAGAGGCGCGCCAGCACCAGGCAUUCCUGCCGUGUCUCUUCCUGCCCAGAAGGGUCGAGUGUGCACCGCCCAAGACCGUGAUCCUCUGGGGGGUGCCGAGCAUUGGGAAAACCACGCUGGUCAAGCAGGUGAUGCUGGCGUGGGCCCGGGACACCUUCUACCCCCACAAGGCCUGGCUCGCCUUCUACUUGCACUGCCGGGAGGUGAUGGAGGAGUGGAGGCAGAGCUGCUGGGGUCUGAUUGGGCGCCAGCUGUACGGGUCUCCAGCCUUCAUCUUCAAGCGUCCUGAGCAGCUCCUGCUGAUUUUCGACGGCUUUGAGGAGCUCGAGCCCAAGGUCCUCCCAGGGCUGGAGGAGCUGAGCCAAGACUUGGAGCAGCAGCUGUCUGGCUCCAUCCUGCUGAGCUCCCUGCUGAGUGGCACCAUGCUGGCGGGGGCCUCGCGGCUGGUGGCCAUCAGGCCGGCGUCCUGGUGCACCCUGAGCCACCUGUUCACGCAGCCCUCUAUUGUCAACCUCCCGGGGUUCGACAGGACAGAAAUCAUCGAAUACUUCAGGAUGUAUUUUGGCAACACGAGGCAGGGCAAUGAGGCCCUAAACUUCAUGGCAGAGAAUGCAGCCCUUGGGUCCCUGUGCCGGGUGCCCGUGGUGUGCUGGGCAGUCUGCUGCAGCCUGAGGCAGCGAAGGGGGCUGUGGGCGGAGGCAUGCCCCAACGUCACCUCGGUGCUGGUGCUGUUCCUCUCGACCUUGCUGCGGGGCUCUCCCAGCCUCAGGGCCGGGGGCUCCCUGGAGAGCCUGUGCCUGCUGGCGGCCCGCGGCAUGUGGGAUCAGAAGUGCCGGUUCAACAAGGAGGACCUGUCCCGGGCCAGGCUGGACGAGGCCAGCGUCGCCACCUUCCUGGACACCAAUGUGCUCCGCAAGGUGGUGGGCCGCCGAAAGGUCUCCUACCUCUUCACCCUCUUCAUCUUCCAGGAGCUGCUGGCCGCCCUCCUCUACCUGCUCCUCUUCCCACAUAGGCUGAAGCGCUACCACGUGCUGGGCAGCAUCAACAUCUGGGCCCUGCUGGCCGGGCCUGCGGACGACUGGUGCUAUCAGGCCCACAUGGGCUUUUUCCUCUUUGGCCUUUUAAACUCGGCCUGCGCCACUGUGGUGGAGUGCAAUGUCCAACACAAGCUGACCACGGAGAACCGGGCCAAGGUGAUCAAAGUCAUCAACGCCAUGUACGAGAACCAGUCGCUGCGCCUGGACCGGGCCACCCCACAGCUCUUCCACUGCCUGCCCGAGCUCAAGGGAGAAAUCUUCAUGAGCUUGGCCCUGACAGGCUUGAGCAAGGUCGUCCUGAGGCUGGACGGCGACCGCGACCUUCAGGCAGCUGCCUUCUGCUUCCCACACUGCCGGGAACUGAAGCACGUUGAGCUGAUCAUCUCCAAGGCCCUCAGGGAGGCCCUGCAGCCGGGGCCGGGGGACAGCCUCCCGCUGGCCGGGACAUUGGAGAGGGACAGGCACUGCCGCUGGUGGGGAGACGUCCUCUCCAUUCUCAACUCUAACGGGGACCUGCAGGCCGUGGUGAUGACCGACGUCGCCCUGGCAUCCCCAUUCGUGAAGCAGCUGGCCACUGUCCUGAAGCGCCCUCAGUGUCGCCUGAGCAGCCUGUCGUUAAGGCGCGUGGGGCAGACCACGCUGCAUGCAGACUUGUUUUGCGUCGUAGCUGAGAAGCCGCACCUGAGGUCCUUAGAAGUCCAGCAGGCCAAAGUCGGGUACCAGGCCAUGAGGCAGCUGCGUGCCGCCCUGCGCUCCCCCGAGUGCUGCGUGCAGGUUCUGAGGCUAGAGAGCUGCGGGCUCACGGAGCAGUGCUGCCCCCACCUCGCCUUGUGUCUGAGGAGCAGGCCACAGCUGACCCACCUGAGCCUGGCAGGCAACGCCCUGGGGGACGCCGGGGCCAUGCACAUCUGGACAGUGCUGGCAAGCCCGGAGAGCCGCCUGCGGAGGCUGGUGCUGAGACGGUGCUCUCUGACCGCCGCCUGCUGUCGCUACAUCGCCCCGGUCCUCAAGAGCAGGGGAGCCCUCCGGAGCCUGGACCUCAGCUUCAACAACCUGACCAACAAUGGCAUGCUCUUCCUGUCCAGGACCCUGGCGCACUCCGGCUUCGCCCUGCAGGUCCUAGAGCUGGAGAGCUGCUCCUUCACCAAGGUGGCCUGCAGGGCUAUGGUGCCCAUGCUCAAUGCCAGCCAGCAUCUCGAGUACCUGGAUGUGAGCGGGAAUGACGUGGGGCCGCUGGGCCAGGCGUCCUUGAGCUACAUCCACCUGCGGGUGGCAGCCCUCCUCCAUGUUAGGAAGGAGGGCGGAAGGCAGGACGCGCUGGCCCGGCUGGCUGGCCCGACCACGCAGCCGGGCCACCUGAAGAUCGUGCGAGACCAGAUCCCGUAG